UGUAUCUCCUGCGUGGCUGGCAAGUACUCUUCAGUAGGAGCGACUGCAUGCUUGACUUGUCGGGCCAACUCCUACAGCGUGGCAGAGAGCUCGCAGUCAGGGUGCUGUGUCAGUUGCUCAGCAGGAACGUAUGCCGCAUCUACAGGGAAAUGUCAAACCUGCCCUGAGUACGCGUGGUCACCUGCUGGCAGCUGGUCGGUGAGCAACUGUACCUGCAAUGUUGGAUAUACAGCAUCAGGAACAACAUGUGUUGCGUGUAGCUCUGGUACGUACAAGAGCAGCCUAGGCAGUCAGGCCUGCACGUCCUGUCCUGUCGGCAAGUCUACGUACGGGACAGGAAGCACGCAAGCGAGCAGCUGUCUGUCGUGUGCAGCUGGGACCUACUCAGACUCGACGAUGAACGAGUGCGUGACGUGUCCAGCUGGGAAAUACUCUGACUCAACAAGGUCUGCGUGCAUCGGCUGUCCUGCUUACAGCUCGUCACCUGCUGGCAGCUGGUCGGUGAGCAACUGCACAUGCAAUCGAGGUGCAUGUGCGGCUGGGAACUACUCUGACGUGUCCGGAAGCACAACGUGCAAGACAUGUGGGCUGGGCAAGUAUAGCUCCCAACCUCUGAUAGGAUCGAGCACCUGCUACUCCUGUCCAGCUAACUCAUACACCUCCUCGCCAGGAUCUUCCAACAUCGAGGCUUGCCUGUGCAACGCAGGCUUCACAGGUCAGAACGGAGGACCCUGCAGCGAUUGCUCAGUAGGACAGUACAAGAGCAGCCUAGGCAGUCAGGCCUGCACGUCCUGUCCUGUCGGCAAGUCUACGUACGGGACAGGAAGCACGCAAGCGAGCGACUGUCAGUGUGCGGCAGGAUAUGCACCCAACGCCUCUUCGACAUUGGGCUGCUCCCAAUGCGCUGCGGGCAAGUACAAAGACUUCACAGACAACUAUCCCUGUUUCUUCUGCGUGUCUGGCAAGUACUCUUCAGUAGGAGCGACCGCAUGCUUGACUUGUCGGGCCAACUCCUACAGCGUGGCAGGGAGCUCGCAGUCAGGGUGCGUGUGCAACAGCGGGUAUGGCGCGACGAGCAUCACCGAGGCCUGUCAAGCGUGUGCAGCUGGGACCUACUCAGACUCGACGAUGAACGAGUGCGUGACGUGUCCAGCUGGGAAAUACUCUGAGUCCACGCAAGGGGCUUGCACUGCUUGUCCUGUCGGUACGACUUCUGUAGCAGGCGCGAUGAGCGCGUCGGAGUGUCUCUGCGGGGAAGGAUACACCAAGUCAGGAUCAAGCUGCACGGCUUGCGACAUCGGGACGUACAAGGACAGCAUAGGGAACUCGGCUUGCCUCCCGUGCUUGGGGGCCGCAAGCUGUCCGAUCGGAGCUUAC
Molecule: messenger RNA, 1377 nt
Organism: Guillardia theta CCMP2712
Lineage: Eukaryota; Cryptophyceae; Pyrenomonadales; Geminigeraceae
Exons: 4
Source: RefSeq, a predicted model, not a curated record